CCGCACAUAAAAGGCUCCGCGGCUCUACGCUUACUUGGUGCUGAGAAGCUGAGUCUGCGGGUCCCCAGGUCUGUGUGUCCCGCCCUUCCCCACGCAGCUUUCAGUCAUGGCGGCCGGUAACGCGCACAUCGGAAAGCCAGCCCCGGACUUCCAGGCCACCGCCGUGGUGGAGGGCGCCUUCAAGGAGGUGAAGCUUUCCGACUACAGAGGGAAAUACGUGGUCCUCUUUUUCUACCCGUUGGACUUCACUUUUGUGUGCCCAACAGAGAUCAUCGCUUUCAGCGAACAUGCCGAGGACUUCCGAAAGCUGGGCUGCGAGGUGCUGGGGGUCUCUGUGGACUCGCAGUUCACCCACCUGGCUUGGAUUAACACCCCCCGGAAAGAAGGAGGCUUGGGCCCUCUGAACAUCCCCCUCCUGGCUGAUAUAACCAGAAGCUUGUCCCACGAUUAUGGCGUGUUGAAGGAAGAUGAGGGCAUUGCCUACAGGGGCCUCUUUAUCAUCGAUGGCAAGGGUAUCCUUCGCCAGAUCACCAUCAAUGAUUUGCCUGUGGGGCGCUCCGUGGAUGAGGCUCUGAGGCUGGUCCAGGCCUUCCAGUACACAGAUGAACAUGGGGAAGUCUGUCCCGCUGGCUGGAAGCCAGGCAGUGACACAAUCAAACCCAACGUAUGUGACAGCAAGGAAUACUUCUCCAAACACAACUAGGCUGGCAGACGGGUGCCAAGCUUGGGCUCUUGGUCUCCACUUGUGCCCCUACCUGGGUGCCCUGUGCUGGCCCUGGAAAGGCCAAACCUGCCCCUUCAUGUUCCAGUCAGUGAUCCUGGAAGGCUAGGCCAUGGCCGUCUCAUAUUCCUAGCCAAGUGGUGAAUGGUGAACCCCUCCCUGUAGCCCACCUAGCAGGGCAUAGGCCUAGAGGUGACCAAUAAAGUGUUAGGGACAAAAAUGUGA
Molecule: messenger RNA, 946 nt
Organism: Hipposideros armiger (great roundleaf bat)
Lineage: Eukaryota; Metazoa; Chordata; Mammalia; Chiroptera; Hipposideridae
Gene: PRDX2
Product: peroxiredoxin 2
Exons: 6
Coding region: 107-703 (198 amino acids)
Biological process (GO): response to oxidative stress; leukocyte activation; cell redox homeostasis
Cellular component (GO): cytosol
Molecular function (GO): thioredoxin peroxidase activity
Source: RefSeq, a predicted model, not a curated record